AGGCCGCGCUGCUCCUUCUCCCACAUUCACUGGGGAGACUUGCUCUGCAAGUGCAAUUGCAGGCGGUUCGGGAGCACACACCCAGACCUGCCGCCCACUGCUUCUGUGCCUCUGCAUCUGCCACCGUGGGCCCCAAGUUCCAGCGACUUCUCCUGUCCCACACUCUCCGCUUUGCUCCCUGUGUGUCCUGAAGGAAGGGGAUGUGCUCCCGAGAUUUUCCACAGCAAGUGAUGACAGCAUUUGAAGACCUGGCUGUGUACUUUACGUGGGAAGAAUGGCAGAAAAUGAACAAUGCUCAGAAAAUCCUGUACAGAGAUGUGAUGCUGGAGACCUACAGCAGCCUGUUCUCCUUGGGGCACUGCAUUACCAAACCUGACUUGAUCUUCAAGUUGGAGCGAGGAGAAGAGCCAUGGAUGGUGGAUGAAUGCUUGAAUCAGAGCCUUUCAGUGGUCAUGAAAAGGGAUGACCUGAUUAGGAUCAACCAGGAAAGUCAGGACAAAAAUCUGAAUCAGGAUUUUAUGAAAAAUAACAAGAUAUCAGCUCUCAAGAGAAUUGAAUUAAGAAGAACACUUAGUUUAAAUUCAAGCCAUGUUCCAACACUGAUUAUUAAAAAGGGAAUCUAUUCAGGAUUGAAGCCUGAGGAAUGCAAUAAAUGUCACACUGUGUAUCCUCCCAGUGGGCCUGAUCAACUACAGGCUGGAGAGAAAUUUGAUAACACUAAGAUACCUGGAAAAUCUCUCCAGUUCUGUGAGCCUCUUAGCCAGCUUGACAAUAUUCACAUCAUGAAGCAGCCAUUUGGACCCACUGGACAAGCAAAAGUCUUCACAAGAAAGAUGUUCUGUAAAUCUGAGAGGGUUCAUAUGGCAGAAAACUGUAAUAAGUCAACUGUCACUUUUGGAAAAGCAACGCAAAUAGAAAAAGCUAUCCAUGAAAAUUCUAGCCUCAAUAUGCAUCAACAAACUCACACAAGAAAGAAAUUUUAUAAGUACAUUAUGUAUGUUGAACCUGUCAUUCACCAGUCACAUCUUACAAUAAACCAGAGACUAAAUACAAGGGAAAAACUUUACACAUGUAAACCUUGUGGAAAAUCACUCAGUUUUAAUUCACCUUCUGAAUGUAAUGACUGUGGAAAAGCCUUUAGACAAAAUUCAGUCCUCAGGAAACAUCAGCAAAUUCACACAGGGGAGAAACCUCAUGAAUGUAGUGACUGUAGAAAAGCCUUUACACAAAAGUCAUACCUCAUAAACCAUCAGCGAAUUCACACAGGAGAGAAACUUUAUAAAUGCCUUGAAUGUGAAAAAGGCUUUCUGUGGAAGUCAGACCUCAUCAUACACCAGCGAAUUCAUACAGGGGAGAAACCUCAUAAAUGUAAUGACUGUGGAAAAGCAUUUGGAUACAAGUCAGCCCUCCUCAUACACCAGCGAAUUCACACAGGGGAGAAACCUCAUAAAUGUAAUGACUGUGGAAAAGCCUUUGGACAAAAGUCACACCUCAUCAUACACCAGCGAACUCACACAGGGGAGAAACCUCAUAAAUGUAAUGACUGUGGAAAAACCUUUGGACAAAAGUCACACCUCAUCAUACACCAGCGAAUUCACACAGGGGAGAAACCUUAUGAAUGUAAUGACUGUGGAAAAGCCUUUGGACGAAAGUCAAGCCUCAUAAUACACCAGCGAAUUCUCACAGAGGAGAAACCUCAUAAAUGUAAUGACUGUGGAAAAGCGUUUGGAUACAAGUCAGCCCUCCUCAUACACCAGCAAAUUCACACAGGGGAGAAACCUCAUAAAUGUAAUGACUGUGGAAAAGCCUUUGGACAAAAGUCACACCUCAUCAUACAUCAGAAAAUUCACACAGGGGAGAAACCUCAUAAAUGUUAUGACUGUGGAAAAGCCUUUGGACACAAGUCAGGCCUUAGGAAACAUCAGCGAAUUCACACAGGAGAGAAACCUCAUAAAUGUAAUGACUGUGGAAAAGCCUUUGGACAGAAGUCAACCCUCCUCAUACAUCAGCGAAUUCACACAGGAGAGAAACCUCAUAAAUGUAAUGACUGUGGAAAAGCCUUUGGACAAAAGUCACACCUCAUCAUACAUCAGAAAAUUCACACAGGGGAGAAACCUCAUAAAUGUUAUGACUGUGGAAAAGCCUUUGGACACAAGUCAGGCCUUAGGAAACAUCAGCAAAUUCACACAGGAGAGAAACCUCAUAAAUGUAAUGACUGUGGAAAAGCCUUUGGACAAAAGUCAGACCUCAUCAUACACCAGCGAAUUCACACAGGGGAGAAACCUCAUAAAUGUAAUGCCUGUGGAAAAGCCUUUGGACAAAAGUCAGGCCUCAUAAUACACCAGCGAACUCACACAGCUGUGAAACCUCAUAAAUGUAAUGACUGUGGAAAAGCCUUUGGACACAAGUCACACCUCAUCAUACACCAGCGAAUUCACACAGGGGAGAAACCUCAUAAAUGUAAUGCCUGUGGAAAAGCCUUUGGACACAAGUCAGGCCUCAGGAAACAUCAGCGAAUUCACACAGGGGAGAAACCUCAUAAAUGUAAUGCCUGUGGAAAAGCCUUUGGACACAAGUCAGGCCUCAUCAUACACCAGUGAAUUCACACAGGUCAGAAACCUCAUAAAUGUAAUGACUGUGGAAAAGCCUUUGGACAAAAGACUAACCUCAUAUCACAGCAGAGAAUUCACACAGGAUAGAAAACUCAAUUGUAGUAACUGAGGAAAGCAUUUAGCCAUAAGUCAACCUUCAUCAUGCAUCAGAGAAUUCACACAAGGCACAAACCUUAUGAAUGUAAUGACUGGAAAAGCCUUUGGACAAAAGUCAAACCUGAAUGCACCAGAGAAUGCACACAGUAUUGAAACUUCAUGAGUGUAAUGACUGUGGAAAAACUUAAGUUCCAACUCCAAAUGCAUCAGAGUAUUCACACAGGGAAAUAACCUUAUAAAUGUAAUGACUGCAGAAAAGCCUUUUUCUAUAAGUUAUACUCAUAUCAAAACAGUUCACACAGGGCAGAAACCUUAUGAAUCUAGUAAGUGUGGAAAAGCCUUUAUAAAUCAUAUGUUAUAAAUCAUAGCUCAUAUCACACCACAGAAUUCACACCAGGGAGAGACUUCAUGAAUGCAAUGACUGUAGAAAAGCCCUUGGCAAUAAGUUACAUCUCAGAAUGCAUCAGAAAAUGCACAGGAAGAGAAACCUUUUGGACAUAAUGACUUGGAAAGCUUUUCCCCAUAAUUCAGCCCUCAUUGCACAUCAUCUAAUUCAUAUGGGGGAAAACACUUCGGAUAUAAUGCAUAUGGAAAAGCCUUUAUCCAUAAGUAACACCUCAUAAAACAUCAGAAUUCACAUGGGGGAGAAACCUUAUGAAUGGAAUGAAUGUUGGAAAACUCUGCCAAAAUCACACAAUAUAACAUCAGAGAAUUUAUUACAUGGUGGAAAUCUUGUAAUAAAUGUGGGAAAGCCUUUUGUCAGAAGGAAUACCUCAUAACAUGUAGAUCAAACAAGGGAGAGAACUUAAGAAUAUAAUGAAUGUGAAGGACUUUUUGCAAAAUCAACAUAACCAUGUGAUAGAGCCUUUUGCUGGAAAUUACAUCCCAUACAAUAGGCACUCCCAUAAGGAAGAAAGGUUGGGACCAGCGCUGUGGCACAGUAGGUUAAAGCCCUGGCCUGAAAUGCCUGCAUACCACGUGGGCACUGGUUCUAGUCCCAGUUGCUCCUCUUCUGAUCCAGCUCUCUGCUAUGGCCUGAGAAAGCAGUAAAAGAUGGCCCUGCACCCACAUGGGAGACCCAGAAGAAGCUCCUGACUCCUGGCUUUGGAUCGCUGCAGCUCUAGCCAUUGCAUCCAUCUGGGGAGUGAACUAGCAGAUGGAAGACCUCUUUCUGCUUCUCUGUCUCUCUCUAACUCUGUCUUUCAAAUAAAAAAAUUGU
This is a messenger RNA of Oryctolagus cuniculus (rabbit), 3927 nucleotides long. RefSeq lists its product as uncharacterized. Gene Ontology annotation, biological process: regulation of transcription by RNA polymerase II. Gene Ontology annotation, molecular function: RNA polymerase II cis-regulatory region sequence-specific DNA binding; DNA-binding transcription factor activity, RNA polymerase II-specific. The record is from RefSeq and is a predicted model, not a curated record. NCBI's taxonomy places the organism in Eukaryota, Metazoa, Chordata, Mammalia, Lagomorpha, Leporidae.